This is a messenger RNA of Calliphora vicina (urban bluebottle blowfly), 1327 nucleotides long. Its product is annotated as UBX domain-containing protein 1. Gene Ontology annotation, molecular function: K48-linked polyubiquitin modification-dependent protein binding. The record is from RefSeq and is a predicted model, not a curated record. The transcript is spliced from 2 exons. Gene Ontology annotation, biological process: negative regulation of protein ubiquitination; negative regulation of protein K48-linked deubiquitination; negative regulation of proteasomal ubiquitin-dependent protein catabolic process. NCBI's taxonomy places the organism in Eukaryota, Metazoa, Arthropoda, Insecta, Diptera, Calliphoridae. Bases 151 to 1122 code for a protein of 323 amino acids. Gene Ontology annotation, cellular component: cytoplasm; nucleus.
AAACAGCUGGCAACACUGAAGCAAAUUCAAGAAGUCAUCUUUUAUUUUGAGAAAUUGCAGUUUUUUGUUUAUUCUACAAAAAAUCUUGCAAAAAAAUCAAAUAAUUUCAUUUAAAGGACUUAUAUUACAUACAUUUCAUCUCGAGUAGCAAUGGGUGAUGUCCAGAUGUUAAUGGAAAUGGGUUUUCCCAAAGAAAGAGCCGAGUACGCCAUGAAAGUCACAAACUAUAAAGGCGUAGAACCGGCUAUGGAAUGGUUACUUGCUCAUGUAGAUGAAGAGAUUCCUAAAGAGGCACCGGCCAGUGCUGUGGGAGAGCAGGUUUCUCCAGCAGCCACCGAAGCACCCUCGACUUCUUCUAAUGCCACUGAGGAGGGGGUGGCGAAGUCUUUGAAAUGUGACGAUUGCGGUAAGCUGUGCAAAGAUCAAUCAGAAGUUGAGUUUCACGCUGCCAAGAGUGGCCAUAGCAACUUUUCUGAAUCCACUGAGGAGAAAAAACCUUUAACCGAGGAGGAGAAAAAACAACAAUUGGCUCUCAUUGAAGAGAAGCUAAAACUAAAACGUCUGGAACGCGAAGAGAGGGAAAAGCAAGAAGCUUUAGAAAGAGAACGCAAUCGCAUCAAAUCCGGCAAAGACAUGACAGAGGCUCGCAAACGAUUAGAGGAAAUGGAAAUGAAGAAAAUUCUAGAACAGCGGAAAAAAGAGAAGGCCGACGAAAAAGCUGCGCGUGACAGAGUGCGAGCUCAAAUUGAAUCCGAUAAGGCCCGUCGUAAAUUGACUCAACAACAAUCGCCCACAUCGGAGGCUCCAGUAGUUUCAGCUGCGGUAACUUCUACUACGCCGCCCACUGCCACAACCAUAAAAUCUCCACCCAAGGAGUACAAGGAGACUCGUAUUCAAAUUCGUUUACAGGAUGGUUCUGCUCUCACAGAAACCUUUAGCAUCAAUGAAAAUCUGUCUGCCGUACGUGUGUUCAUUCAAAUGAAAACUGGCAGUGACAUGCCCUUUGGUCUCAUGACUUCAUUUCCUCGUAAGGUCUUCAAUUAUGAUGAUUAUGAGAAACCUUUAAGUGUUUUGGGUUUAGUGCCAUCGGCUGUGCUUAUUAUGACCAAACCGAACAUGUGAAUUCCAUUAUGAAGGCUCCAGAAAUGUAAGAAAGAACGUCACAAAAAAUCAUCAAAUUGGAAAUAUUACGACCAUCUCUAUAAAUAUUUCAAGAUUCAAGAUUUUCUAAAUAAUAUAAUCGGUGUUUUUAUAUUACUUGGCAAAGUUUGAUUUUAAUUUAUAAUUUAAUAAAAAGGAAAAAUUCGACAAGAUAAAAUAAAAAAUA